Talaromyces proteolyticus is the source of this 2129-nucleotide messenger RNA. Its product is annotated as cytochrome P450. The record is from RefSeq and is a predicted model, not a curated record. Gene Ontology annotation, molecular function: heme binding; oxidoreductase activity, acting on paired donors, with incorporation or reduction of molecular oxygen; monooxygenase activity. Bases 362 to 1927 code for a protein of 521 amino acids. Lineage: Eukaryota; Fungi; Ascomycota; Eurotiomycetes; Eurotiales; Trichocomaceae. The transcript has 6 exons.
CGUUUGCUAUGUUUACGUAGCAUAGCAUUGAAGUAUCUGAAAGGUGACUGAGCCUUAAUGGGCCUUUUGUACGACCCACAGAAAGUCGGGCGGAAAUUGUCGGUCGAGGACAAAAGACGAUCAGGCCAUGGCUACAGAACAGAGGCGACUAUACGACAUAUCAAGACAGUCAGCAUGAGCAUUGACAUAUAACUUUAUGUGUUCAUUUUGUGUUCCUUCGGAACUUUCAGUGUAUUGCAUGAUUUAUUGUUAAACCCCGAAGAAGGGGAAAGUAUUUCAUAACAGACGUUAUCUGAAUUCUUGAUUUUAUUUCCCUUCUUCUCCUCCAUCGUUUCAAAAGGAAAUACUUAUGAAAUAAAACAUGCUGGCUUCAAUCCUUCUCAGACUUGUCUUGGUCCCUUCUGGGAUUGGACUUCUCGGCCUUUUGGGCUUUGUGGUGUAUAGACUUUUCUUCCAUCCAUAUGCCAAAUAUCCAGGCCCCUUUCUUGCCAAACUUACCAAUCUAUACUCCGCCUAUCAUGCAUGGAGGGGUGACCUCCAUCUUGACAUGUGGCGAUGCCAUGAGAAAUACGGCAAUUACGUUCGCUAUGGACCGAAUGAACUUCUUGUAAAUACCGAAUCUGGGUUGAAGGAUAUCUACUCUCAUGGGAAAAAGUUCAAAAAGUCAGUGAAAUACAGUGCCAUGGUCCACCGAGCGACCAACACCCUCACGGAAACCGAUAGGAAGAAACAUGGCAAGAAACGCCGGUUGAUCAGCCAAGCUUUCUCUGACUCCACGCUAAAAAGCUACGAAGAUGCUGUUUUAACUCAUGUCCAACAACUUUGUGAUGAGCUUGUAAGCAAUGAAGGAAAGCCUGUUCCAAAGGACGAAUGGGCACCAGCCAAAAAUAUCUCCCGUUGGUGCGAUUACUUCACCUUCGACGUGAUGACCAGUGUGAUAUUCGGCGUGGAAUGGUCUGCUUUACGAGAGGAGAAAUAUAGAUACGUUCCGGAUUCAAUUGAACAAUCCAAUGUCCGUAUUGGUACUUUGCUUGAAGCACCCGGUAUGAAAGGGUGGAAGAUCCUUGACAAGUAUCUUUUCGGGGCUGCCAUCAUCGCGCGUAAUCAAUUCAUCAAGUUCAUCAAUGAAAUAUUGCGCGAGGCUAUGCGUGUGACCGGAAAAACCAAAAAGGGUGCAUUCGCUCUUCUCAUUUCUGCAAAGGAUCCAGAGACUGGCGAACCACUCAAUAUUAAGGAACUCGGUGGAGAGACUGCCACUCUUGUCGUUGCAGGCACUGAUACGACUUCCACUGCACUGGCCGCAGCUUUGUUUUAUUUGGCUCACUACCCUGAAGCAUACAAGAAGCUUUCUGCAGAAGUCCGUACCGCAUUCCUCUCAUCUGAUGAAAUCCAUCUCGGCUCCCAAUUAAGUCAGUGCGCCUAUCUUCGUGCCUGUAUAGAUGAAGCUAUGAGGAUGUCCCCAUCUGCCCCCGGAUGUCUCUGGCGGGAGGCUGAAGCCGAAGGUGUCAAGGUUGAUGAUAAAUACAUCCCUAAAAGUAUGGAUGUAGGUACAUGCAUCUACAGUAUUCACCACAAUCCCGAAUACUACCCAGAUCCAUUUGGAUAUCACCCAGAGAGAUGGCUUGUAAAUGAUCCUUUAUCUACCCCUUAUCGUGGAAGUGUUGUACCGUCCGCGCCAUUUACACCCUUCUCGCUCGGCUCGCGAAGCUGCAUUGGCAAAGGUCUUGCUUAUGUAGAACUUACGCUGACACUGGCUCACUUGUUCUGGAAAUACGAUUUCCAGCUAGUUGAGGAUAAUCGCCGUCACGUAGGCGAGGGCAAACCACAUGCUGAAUUUGGAAGACAUCGUGUUGAUGAGUUUCAGAUGCAUGAUCAUGUCACUGCUACCAAGGAUGGGCCGUGGCUUCGAUUCAAAAGUCGCUUUUGAGAUGCUCAGAUUAUGAUAGUCUUUGAGCUUUUUUUGUUUGACCUUAUUAUUUUAUGGGCAACAGUUUCUUUUAGUUAUCUCAAAUUUAUCAUAUUCGAUCAAAUUGUUGUCAUGAAGGUUCCAGUCUAUUUAGUCUACGUUUGUAUUUGAAUUUCAUUAUUUUCCCCUCAAAUUUUAUAAUCUAACUGCAGAUAAAAUGUAU